AUGGGAUUCAAAUUCGCCUUUCUCGGUGAGCUUCUGUCGAGUCUCGAGGAUCACCGGCUCCCCAAUACGAAUUCGUCAGGCAAGAAAGACGAGUCGGAUUUCCAAAUCAUCGCAAAAUGGUUCAGUCAACAUGCUCGCCAUAUCAAUCACCCAGACACCGACAGGCUAGCUCUACUAUCGUGCAUGUUUCCCGAAAGGCGCCCUGAUCGAGUUUACUGGCUACAAGCGACCUCGCUUGCUCGCGUCAUUGGCCGCUGCUUGGGACUAGGAUCAUCGCGAUUAUCGGAACUAGAUCAGUGGAGAAAACCCGGGGGUCCAGAUCUAGGCCAAUGUGUCCAAAAUGUGAUGUGUCAAGCCGAAAACCAUGUUUACCUUGAGAACGAGGUUUCAGUUGAAGAAAUCGAUGAAGCACUCGGUCUCAUUGCCUCAAGAUGUCGCUUCUCUGGUCCUCAAGUUCGCCGACAGCAUGCCGCGGUCGAUGUUGAUAUGGUUCUGUCACCUAUCUAUCGUCGACUCAGUAGUCGCGAUGCAAAAUGGCUCACCCGUAUGAUAUUGAAGAACUACGGUCCUGUAUCUUUCCCUGAACGAUAUACCCUGGAAAAUUUCCACUUCCUUCUUCCGCAUCUCUUGCAUUUUCAAAACACCUUUGAAAGUGCUCUUCAAAUGCUCCAGUCUAAGCCAUUAUGCCAUUUCCCGCCUCGGCCAGAUCCCAAAACUACAACGGCCCUGUGUACUAUUGCACUGGAUCAUUUGCGCCCGAGAGCGGGAAUAAAGAUAGGCCGCCCGGAAUACUACAAAGCGCGAAGCAUCAAACAUUGUGUUGAGAUGGCACGUGGUCGCCGAAUGAGUAUUGAGAGGAAAUAUGACGGCGAAUACUGUCAGAUUCACAUUGACCUUGAUAGUAAGCAAAUACCCAUCCAGAUAUUCUCAAAAAGUGGUAAAGACUCCACUGCAGAUAGAUCUGGGAUCAUAUCAAGCCUGGAGAAAUCACUUGGAAUUGGAACUGCCCAAUGCAAGUUUACACGUCGUUGUAUCCUUGAGGGAGAGCUAGUGGUUUGGAGCGACAAGAGACAUGAUAUCGCGGAUUUUCAUAAGCUUCGAAAGUUCAUGUCGCGUUCUGGAACCUUCAUUGGAAUCGAGAGUGAUUCUCCACCUCAGCCAUAUGAGCAUCUGAUGAUUGUUCUAUUUGACGUACUACUUCUGGAUGACGAUGUCUGUCUGAGAAAGCCUCACCGGGAUAGGCGGCUUCUCUUGAAAAACAUGAUACAUCCGACCGCAGGACGAGCUAUGAUUUCGGAACAAGUAAUACUCGAUUUUGGCCAAGCUAGAUCUAGCAUUUACAAUCGUUUGGAGACUACCUUCUCAAAUGCAAUAGCUCGCAGAUGGGAAGGCCUUGUGCUGAAGGCAUGCGAUGAGCCCUACUUCCCUAUCUACUCUGCUGGAGUAGACAAUUCAUUUGGACGAUGGAUCAAGCUUAAAAAAGACUAUAUCCCUGGACUUGGCGAUACAGUUGAUCUCGCUUUGAUCGGUGGAUAUUAUGAUGCCCAUGAUGCUGCAGCUCAUUCAUCCACAACCAAGUUAAAAUGGACACAUUUCUUAGUUGGCUGCCUGAUGAACAAGGAAGGUGUCAUGAAAUCUGGCCAAGUUCCUCGCUUUCAAGUGAUCGAUGUAGUCAAUCAUCACUGCAUGCACAGAAGUAUAAUGCAGCAUCUCAAUCAUUCCGGGGACUUUCUUGCUCGGGAUCCUUGUGAUCUCGAUGAAUAUAACGUUGAAUACGGGAACCAGGCUAUUCCGCAGGCAUCCAAACUUUUCAAGGACCCAUUCGUCGUGGAGAUGAUGGGAAGCGGCUUUGAGAAGCCCUCAGGAGUCCGCUAUUUUGCCCUACGUUUCCCACGUAUCCUCAAAAUACAUGCAGACAGAAACUUCAAGGAUGCAGCGUCUUUUAGGGAAUUGCAAAAUCUAGCAGAAGAAGCUAGGUCUAUACUCACAGAAGAUCUCCCAGAGGAAAGAGAGCAUUGGCGCAAACGCCUCAAAGUUGGUAGCGGACUUGAUCAGUACAUGGUUCAACGAUCAGAAAGCCCGUCAUCUCGCAGCUCGAGUGCUGAACCAGAUCAUCACUCAAGUACAGCCAGUACAACGAGUGUUGAAGAACACACUCAUAAACACAUAAGCUCUCCCGUAAUCUCCAAACCCACACAGUCGCAAAGCCACAGCAGUAUUAAUGCUCCACCUGCUGUAUAUAUCGACGAGACGAUAAUACACUCAGAUCCCGCGCAAUCACAACCGGAGGCCAACGUGUUGACUGAGAAUGAGAAUUUAUCCCAACGGCAAAAUUACAGCCAGGCAGCGUACACUACUGAAAGCCUCGAUGAAUUGGUACCAAAGCUAAAAGCUAAACAAAAUGUCCCUACGAAAAGAAGUCAGCCCGUCAAUACCCUGGUAUCUCUGCACCAGACACGUGCAACAAAAGAUGAACACCAUGAUGCAACGCCAUACGAACAACCACCUCAGUCUCCAUUAACUACGAUCCCCGUAUAUAUGUCUGGAACAUGUUCAGGAAAUAGAGCGGUAUCCGAACCAGAUAAUACAGGGCUACAACAAUUUUUGAAGUCACUGGGCUCCCAAGAAAGUAGGAAAUCCUUACGCAAGUCCAACCCCCAUGCAGCCUCUCAGGGCACGUCAAUCGGCAUCGUUCUCGUCAAUCCGGCCGAGGCAACAUUGGGCCGAGAGAUUCAGCGAACGGCAAAAUGCCUUUCACAGACCUUCAAAGAUAAAAUAUCUUCUCCUUUGAAGGGAAGGAUAUUCUUUUUAGACUCUCUUCUCUUGGAACAGAGUCUUCAUCCCGGGGAUCUCAAAUUUUGUUUGUCCGGAACUUGGUCUGAUCUCAGCAAACAGUAUUAUUAUGCUUGUCUUCAUUGGCAUCAGAAACAGCCGGAUAAGAAAGACCACUCAAGAACAAGUGAUCAACAGAAAGAAACAGUUAGCCCAGUUCUAGCAGUCAGUUUCGAACGAGACAACCUAUUAGCAUUGGGGGAGUAUAUUAGCACCAACCCACCCAUCCAUUCUCGUGGUGCUGGCAAACACAACAUUGUACAUAAAAUAUAG
Penicillium angulare is the source of this 3105-nucleotide messenger RNA. Its product is annotated as ATP dependent DNA ligase domain protein. NCBI's taxonomy places the organism in Eukaryota, Fungi, Ascomycota, Eurotiomycetes, Eurotiales, Aspergillaceae. The transcript has a single exon. Gene Ontology annotation, biological process: double-strand break repair via nonhomologous end joining; nucleotide-excision repair, DNA gap filling; DNA recombination. Bases 1 to 3105 code for a protein of 1034 amino acids. The record is from RefSeq and is a predicted model, not a curated record. Gene Ontology annotation, cellular component: DNA ligase IV complex. Gene Ontology annotation, molecular function: DNA binding; ATP binding; DNA ligase (ATP) activity.